AUGCCGGCGUCGAGCGACCUCUCCAACGGAGGGCACUCUCCAGGAGGCUCUCAGGCGUUGGUUCAUGUCAAUGGAGCUUCUCAGGAGCAGUCCAACUCUGCUUCUUCCGCUCCGGAGUUUUACCUCACAGAGCGUCUGCCUCACGCCAUGGUAUUAGAUGCACUCCCUUAUGUAGAUCCUCUGCCUGCUGAACAGCAGCAAGAGGUGCAGCAACUGCUGCAGCAAGAGAUGGCUCUGAUCGCCCAGGAGGCUGGCGGGCCAGACAACCUCCCUGACUACCUCAGAGAACUUCCCCUUCCCAAAACCGCCCUCUUGGAUGACGCGGAGACGAUGUUGGGAAAAGAGAUGGCGAGAAAGGCGAGAGGUGAACCCAUCCCCGAGCUGGACCUGAGCAAGUACACGAGCUUCACCGUGCCCACUGGACAGAAGGCUUCCGAUGUAAAGCUUUGGGAGAAGGCAGUUGUGAACUGCCAGCAGCUGCUGCAGCACACAGCAACUGCCCACAUCAACCUAGAGUUAAUGAAUGCACAUGCCGCCGCAUCCUGGCAGAGGCACCUCAAGAACCUCACGCAAACUAAAGACAGGCUGGCUGCCGUAACGAAACGCCGCGCUGAGGAAGAAAACACAAUUUGCAAGACACGCAAAUUGCAGCAGGUAGAGGCCGCGGGAACCCUAAAGCAGCUCGACCAGACGGCUCAGCAGUACAAAAACAACAAUGCCUCCAUCAUAGCAGCUCUGGGCCCGCUGACGGCAGAAGUUCAGGAUUUGAAGGCCAAGUGCAGGAUCAGAGGCAUCUUGCCGGAGUACGCAGAGGAGGACGAGCUUGACUUGGAGGCUUGGCAGGAAGCGGCAAACGUCGAGUCGUAG
Eimeria necatrix is the source of this 867-nucleotide messenger RNA. RefSeq lists its product as hypothetical. Lineage: Eukaryota; Apicomplexa; Conoidasida; Eucoccidiorida; Eimeriidae. Gene Ontology annotation, biological process: mRNA processing. Gene Ontology annotation, cellular component: precatalytic spliceosome; catalytic step 2 spliceosome; Prp19 complex. The record is from RefSeq and is a predicted model, not a curated record. The coding region runs from base 1 to 867 and encodes 288 amino acids. The transcript is spliced from 6 exons.